UGUUUACUAAAUACGUUAUAAGUAAUUCCCAUAUUAUUUACUCAUGUCUAUUUAUAGCACAAAGAUCAAUGCUUGGAAUUCCAUGUAUAAAUGCAAAGCAAUUAAUCCGGUUUUGUUUUGAUAAGUCGAGAUUCCUCGACGGCCAGUUCUUAUUUAAUUACUGUUAUAACCAUUCAGCUUUAUUUAUUUUAAAUAUUAUUCGGGGCUAUUUUAUAAAUAAUUAUUGUAAAUAAUGCGUAAAUUAUAAUACUUGCUUACGAUCGCGUGUGAAAUUCACGGACUUUAAAGUUACAGCUGAAGCAGUGAUGAAACAAAUAAAUACAGUUUUAGUUGGUAGUUGUAUGGUGCUGUUAUUAGUUACAACAGGUCAAUCUUUGGACAUAAGACUACAAGUCCAGAAUACAAAUAGGACCCUCACUAGGCUUAAAAGACAGAACGACUGUAACGGGGAUAGAACGAAAUUCCAAUGUAGCACAAAUCCAGAUUGUAUUUUAAGUGAUUAUUUAUGUGACGGCAAAGACGACUGUUCCGAUGGCAGUGACGAAAGGCAAUCCGUGUGUUCACAAAUGGUUUGUCCAGAAUACCUUUUUUCAUGCGACUAUGGCGCAUGCGUAAACGGAAACAGCCGGUGCGACGGUAAAAAGGACUGCAAGGACAACAGCGACGAGAACGGUUGUCCCUCUCGUUUCGAUAAAGUUAACACCAAUUGCCGAUCGGACCAGUUUGAAUGUGACAAUGGGCAAUGCAUCGAAACUGACGGCAGGUGUAACGGAAUAGCGGAAUGCGAGGAUAAAAGUGAUGAAACCGAGAGGUUAUGUCUGAAUAUCGAGUGUCCUGGAUAUACUUAUAAGUGUAAAUAUGGGGCAUGCGUAGAUGGGAAUUCAGAAUGCGAUGGCAUUAAAAAUUGCUUCGAUAACUCCGAUGAGGAGAACUGCAAAAAAGAAACUUCUACUCAAUCACCACCAACAGGGCAACCAAUGGGAAAAACAUGCCUUACGCCCCGGCAACCCCAAAACGGAAAAUGGAUCUAUUUCACUAACGAAAACCAACCCGCCCUGGCAAAUAUCAAAGUACCACCAAAAACCCAACUUGUCUUCAGUUGUAACGACAAAUACACCUUAUCCACCACCCAUAAACGUGAGGAGGAAAUCAUUUAUUGUCGUGAUGAUGGUCAGUGGAGUUUCACGAAAUGGCCCACCUGUAAAAAACUUUGUCCAAAAUUGUACAGCCAGAGCCACGUGAUCCUGGAAUGUAAAAACGACGGGUCGAUUAUACCGUGCGACAAGGCGAUCCAUGAAACUGUACUUACUUACAAAUGUGAUCCUUAUUAUGAACCGGUGAUUCAACAGCCGAACGUUUGUAGUGACGGUAGAUGGUACUAUCCAGAUCCCAGGUGUGAUCCUAUAUGUGGUGAAAAACAAGUUUCCGCCCAAACUCUGGUGGUAAAUGGGGCAGUAGUAAAAAGAGGUCAUUAUCCAUGGGUAGUGGCGUUAUACAGCAACAAAGACAGCUCACCGGACUACACAAAUAUCUGUGGAGGCUCCCUGUUAUCAACGUCCAUAGUAAUCACAGCUGCUCAUUGUGUAACUUAUCAGCAUAACGGCAACACAAUUAACACGAAAUACUUCCAAGUGGCGGGUGGGAAGUAUUACAACAAGUUUGGCGACGAUAGGGAUCAGGAUACUGCCCAAUAUUCAAAAAUUAAGCAGAUCCUUAAACAUCCCGAUUACAGGGGAGACGUACAAAAUUUCGCCAACGAUAUCGCCUUAUUAAAAUUAAAAACCACUUUGGCCUUGUCCAAGGUGGUACAGCCAGUGUGUUUACCAACUAUUUCACUUUUACGUGACAAUACCGUUGGUUUGGUUACCGGUUGGGGUUAUACGACAGCCACAGGACAACCUUCAGACACUUUAAAAGAAAUCGAGCUGCCCUACACCGAUAACGACCAAUGCCGUACAGAACUGGAUCCAGAUUUUGCCGAUAGAUACCUUAUUUCCGAUAAAUUAUGUGCUGGAUACGUCAAUAAAAGUAUGAGCGUUUGCCGGGGUGAUAGCGGUGGUGGUUUAGUGGUAAAAGGAGCAAAUAGCAGGUAUUUUAUCCAAGGUUUGGUCAGUUUGGCCCAUGCUUAUAUGGAGAAUAACCUGAGGAGCUGCAAUAUUCAAAAAAGGGCCUUGUUUACCAAUAUAAACGUGUAUACUGAUUGGAUUUUAACUAAGAAACAGUUAUUGGAAACGUCUUAAUAAAGUGAUAUCCAGAUAGAA
Molecule: messenger RNA, 2261 nt
Organism: Anthonomus grandis grandis
Lineage: Eukaryota; Metazoa; Arthropoda; Insecta; Coleoptera; Curculionidae
Product: modular serine protease-like
Exons: 13
Coding region: 306-2240 (644 amino acids)
Biological process (GO): acrosome reaction; proteolysis
Molecular function (GO): protein binding; serine-type endopeptidase activity
Source: RefSeq, a predicted model, not a curated record